This is a messenger RNA of Dryobates pubescens (Downy woodpecker), 1947 nucleotides long. RefSeq names its product recombination signal binding protein for immunoglobulin kappa J region (gene RBPJ). The record is from RefSeq and is a predicted model, not a curated record. Gene Ontology annotation, molecular function: RNA polymerase II cis-regulatory region sequence-specific DNA binding; DNA-binding transcription activator activity, RNA polymerase II-specific. The transcript has 11 exons. Gene Ontology annotation, cellular component: nucleus; MAML1-RBP-Jkappa- ICN1 complex. Gene Ontology annotation, biological process: regulation of transcription by RNA polymerase II; Notch signaling pathway. Bases 63 to 1766 code for a protein of 567 amino acids. NCBI's taxonomy places the organism in Eukaryota, Metazoa, Chordata, Aves, Piciformes, Picidae.
AGGGAGAAGGUGGCAGUGGCAAAGCUGAGUGGUGGCAAAGAAGUGAUUUCCAGCUCCCUCGGAUGUUUGUUUCCUGGAAAUUUGGAGAGCGACCUCAACCCAAGCGGCUCACUAGGGAAGCAAUGCGAAAUUACCUGAAGGAGAGAGGGGAUCAAACAGUGCUAAUUCUCCACGCCAAAGUUGCGCAGAAAUCGUAUGGGAACGAGAAAAGGUUCUUUUGCCCUCCUCCAUGUGUGUAUCUCAUGGGCAGUGGAUGGAAGAAAAAAAAAGAGCAGAUGGAGCGGGAUGGUUGCACUGAGCAGGAGUCACAGCCCUGUGCCUUCAUCGGGAUCGGGAACAGCGACCAGGAGAUGCAGCAGCUGAACUUGGAAGGAAAGAACUAUUGCACUGCCAAAACCUUGUACAUAUCAGACUCAGACAAGAGAAAGCACUUCAUGUUGUCGGUGAAAAUGUUCUAUGGCAACAGCGACGACAUCGGUGUGUUCCUUAGCAAACGGAUCAAAGUCAUCUCCAAACCUUCUAAAAAGAAGCAGUCACUGAAAAAUGCAGACUUAUGUAUUGCGUCAGGGACAAAAGUGGCACUAUUUAACAGACUUCGAUCCCAAACAGUUAGCACCAGAUAUUUGCACGUGGAAGGUGGCAAUUUCCAUGCCAGUUCACAGCAGUGGGGAGCAUUUUACAUUCACCUCUUGGACGAUGAUGAGUCAGAAGGAGAAGAGUUCACAGUGAGAGAUGGCUACAUCCAUUACGGGCAGACGGUCAAGCUUGUGUGCUCAGUCACUGGCAUGGCACUCCCAAGACUGAUCAUUCGCAAGGUAGACAAGCAAACAGCGUUAUUGGAUGCAGAUGAUCCAGUAUCGCAGCUCCAUAAAUGUGCAUUUUACCUUAAAGACACUGAGAGAAUGUAUUUGUGCCUUUCCCAGGAGAGAAUAAUCCAGUUUCAAGCCACUCCAUGCCCAAAAGAACCAAAUAAAGAAAUGAUCAAUGAUGGAGCUUCUUGGACAAUCAUUAGCACAGAUAAAGCAGAAUACACCUUUUAUGAGGGGAUGGGACCGGUGCAUGCUCCAGUAACACCUGUGCCUGUUGUAGAAAGUCUUCAGUUGAAUGGUGGUGGGGACGUAGCAAUGUUGGAACUUACAGGACAGAACUUCACUCCAAAUUUACGUGUCUGGUUUGGGGAUGUGGAAGCUGAAACCAUGUACAGGUGUGCCGAGAGCAUGCUGUGCGUGGUGCCAGAGCCUGUGUGUGGUGCCGGUGCCCAUGCCCAGAGCCUGUCUGUGUUGCAGGUGUGCCGAGAGCAUGCUGUGCGUGGUGCCAGAGCCUGUGUGUGGUGCCGGUGCCCAUGCCCAGAGCCUGUCUGUGUUGCAGGUGUGCCGAGAGCAUGCUGUGCGUGGUGCCAGAGCCUGUGUGUGGUGCCGGUGCCCAUGCCCAGAGCCUGUCUGUGUUGCAGGUGUGCCGAGAGCAUGCUGUGCGUGGUGCCGGACAUCUCCGCGUUCCGCGAGGGCUGGCGCUGGGUGCGGCAGCCGGUGCAGGUGCCGGUGACCCUGGUGCGCAACGAUGGCAUCAUCUACUCCACCAGCCUGACCUUCACCUACACGCCGGAGCCGGGGCCACGGCCGCACUGCAGCGCGGCCGGGGCCAUCCUCAGAGCCAACUCCAGCCUGAUGGCCUCCAGUGACACGAACGCCAGCAGCGAGGGAGGCUACACGAGCGUCAGCACGAACCCCGCCAGCGUCACCUCCUCCACAGCCACCGUGGUCUCCUAACUGCUGCUGUCUGCCUGGACUUCACUGACUCUGAAGUGCUCGGCUCAGCAGAACUGAACAACUCGUGUGGUUUCGCGGGGGAACGCCUCUCCGGCCUGGGCGACGCUGCCGUGAGCCUUGCUAGGCGCGAGCGCCCGUCCGAAGCGCAGAAGCCACGAUAAAAAAACAAAACGAACCGACG